Messenger RNA from Xenopus tropicalis (tropical clawed frog), 1651 nucleotides. Its product is annotated as tyrosine-protein kinase Srms. Lineage: Eukaryota; Metazoa; Chordata; Amphibia; Anura; Pipidae. The transcript is spliced from 8 exons. The record is from RefSeq and is a predicted model, not a curated record. Bases 182 to 1651 code for a protein of 489 amino acids.
CAGCUUUCUGUGCAGCCAAUGAGGAAGUUCUGUGGGUGAAAAAUAACCCUUUUUAGCUUCUUCCCGAGCACAAACUCCACUAAACCAACUGCAAGAAGGUCCAUUCUGGUGGAGGUGCCUCGUUCUCUUGUUGGCUAAUGGUGGCCAGGACUUGGGUUUGCUGGAGAACUUUCCCUACGUCAUGGAGUCCUUUCUAAGGGAACAUUUACCCUGCUUUAACUGCCUUUGGGACAGGAUCUGGCCUCCUAAACGCUCUGGGGUAUAUGUGUCCACAGUUGAUUUAGUUAUCCAGGAUAAUUACCCCUCCAGGACAGACAGAGUCACAGCCCUGUACAGUUUUAAUGCUCGGAGUACCCAUGAGCUGACAAUUGAGCAGGGUGAAGAGCUCUGCAUGAUAAGUGAUGAAGGUGAAUACAUCUUGGCCAGGAAACUAACAGGCAACAUGGAAAGUGGGUUGGUUCCGGCCUCCUACGUGGCCCAGUCCAGUCUCCCAGGGGGUCACUACACCAUCCAGGAACCUUGGUACAUGGAAGUGGCGAGUCGCAAUGAUGCUGAAAGGCUUCUCUUUAGCUCUCCGAAUGCCCAUGGCUCGUUCCUUGUGCGCCCCAGUGAUAGCACCCCCGGGCAUUACUCACUAUCUGUGCGCAACGAGGACAAAGUCUCCCACUUCUGCAUCAGCGUCAGUCCCGGGGGGCAGUUUUAUAUUCAGAAUGAAAAAGUCUUUGCCUCCAUUGAGAAACUCGUCAACUUCUAUAAAACAAACUGGAAACUCAUCAAAAGUCCAUUGCUCAAGCCUUGCGUGUGGGUUGCCUAUCAGAGAGACCAGUGGGAAAGGCCUCGCAGUGAGUUCAAGCUGGUUAGGCAACUGGGAGCAGGGAAUUUCGGAGAAGUAUGGGAAGGCCUCUGGAAUAACAAGGAUAAAGUGGCCAUAAAGACCUUCAAACAAGACAACAUCAACGAGAGUGAUUUUAAGAAGGAGGUCAAUGCCCUCAAGACCUUGUGUCACAAGAACCUGAUCCAACUUUAUGCAGUUUGCUCAGUAGGAGAACCGGUCUAUAUAGUCACUGAGCUCAUGUCUAAAGGAAGCCUCCUGCAGUUCCUGAGAGGUACCGAAGGACGACAUUUAACAGCCGGUAGUUUCAUGCACAUCAUCUCUCAGGUGGCAGAGGGGAUGGUGUUUCUGGAGAAGGAGCAUGUUGUCCAUCGAGACUUGGCCGCCCGCAACGUGCUUGUGGGGGAGAAAUUGGUGUGCAAGGUGGCGGAUUUUGGGUUGGCCAGAAUACUCAAGGAUGAUUUAUACUCACUGCAAGGAAACAUCAAGAUCCCAAUUAAAUGGACUGCCCCUGAGGUGCUGACACGCAGCAUAUACUCUACAAAGUCUGAUGUUUGGUCAUAUGGCAUUGUCAUGUAUGAAGUCUACAUGUUGGGACAGAUGCCCUACCAAGGUGAGCCCCAAAAUACAAAAGGAACCAACAUAUUCAACCAGGCAAGAAGGAUUUUCAAGGAAAGUCUCCUCCUGGGUGUCCCAUGUUCUCCCAAUGCAGCCCCGGCAGAAGUUAUGGCCACAGGGCAGGGUAACGGGAUCAGUAUAAACGUCUUUACAAAUGGAGCAGCUCAGCUCGUCUCUCAGAUCCGCAGCCGCCAUCGCUGA